AUAAAACAUAUUUUCUUCUCCUUUUCUUCUCCUUGGUAUCACGACCACCACAACCCACCAUCCAUGAAGGUCAUCACCACCACUAGUUAAACGGCUUAGAGAUGAGAAUCAAAUCACCUAGCUCUAUCAAUUUUUAGUAAUCACAAGUACACUACCACUGCCUUCACCAGCGCCAAUCACGACGAGAAGCCAGUCAUGGUGGUAUCUCUGAGGAUCCCCUCUUUCACGCUCUCCUCUAUACGCCAUUCUUCCCCUUUGUUCACCCACUCUCGUCAUCAUUACCAAUGUUACCGUUACCCUUGCAAGCCCUUAUUGGCUUCAAUUUCAAGUGAUUUCUCCACAAGCGCAACAAAUAAAGAGAAACCAAAGCAGCCAAUUAAAAAGGAAGAGAAGCAACAGACAAAAUCAGGUCAAGAGAAUUACAUCACUCCUCUGUCUCAAGACUUUAAUGCUUGGUAUCUUGAUGUUAUUGCUAGCGCUGAAUUAGCUGAUUAUGGUCCUGUUCGCGGAACCAUGGUUAUACGUCCUUAUGGAUAUGCUAUUUGGGAAGCCAUUCAGGAUUAUUUGAAUGUCAAGUUUAAAGAGACCGGUCACAGUAACAUGUACUUUCCACAGUUUAUACCAUACUCGUUCAUUGAGAAAGAGGCCAGCCAUGUUGAAGGUUUCAGCCCAGAACUGGCAGUUGUAACUAUUGGAGGAGGAAAGGAUCUUGAAGAAAAACUUGUGGUACGACCUACAAGUGAAACCAUUGUUAAUCACAUGUUUACCCAAUGGAUUCAUAGUUAUCGUGAUUUGCCUCUUAUGGUUAAUCAGUGGGCGAACGUCACAAGAUGGGAAAUGCGUACAAAACCUUUUGUGAGAACUCUUGAGUUUUUAUGGCAAGAGGGGCAUACUGCUCAUGCCAAACCCGAAGAGGCAGAGAAAGAGGCAUUGCAGAUGAUUGAUAUCUAUACAAAAUUUGCAUAUGAGAUGGCUGCAAUACCAGUCGUUACAGGUCGGAAAUCGAAGGCUGAGACAUUUGCUGGGGCUUCAAGAACUUACACAAUUGAAGCGAUGAUGGGAGAUAAAAAGGCAUUACAGGCUGGAACUAGUCACAACCUCGGGCAGAAUUUCUCUCGUGCUUUUGGAACACAGUUUUUAGAUGAAAAUACACAGCUGCAACAUGUCUGGCAGACAUCGUGGGCUAUCAGUACCCGAUUUAUUGGCGGUAUCAUCAUGACUCAUGGGGACGAUGCUGGUUUAAGGCUACCCCCUCGCAUUGCUCCAGUACAGGUCGUGAUUGUACCAAUUUGGAAGAAAGAUGAUGAGAAAAAUGGAGUUCUCGCUGCUGCAAGCUCAGUUGAGAAAGCAUUGAAAACAGUUGGAAUUAGAGUUAAACUUGAUGAUUCUGAGCAAAGAACCCCGGGAUGGAAAUUCAAUUUUUGGGAGAUGAAAGGUGUUCCUUUAAGAAUUGAAAUUGGACCUCGCGAUGUUUCAAGUGGAACUUUGGUCGUCUCCAGGAGAGAUAUACCUGGAAAGCAAGGAAAAGUUUUUGGAGUGUCUAUGGAACCUUCUAUUUUGGAAGCUUAUGUGAAGGAAAAAUUAGAUGAGAUCCAAUCAUCUCUUCUAGAAAAAGCAGUAUCAUUCAGAAAUAGUAACAUUGUUGAUGUGAGUUCGUAUGAUGAGCUUAAGGAAGCAAUUUCUCAAGGCAAAUGGGCUAGGGGUCCUUGGUCUGCAAGCGACGCAGAGGAGUUAAGAGUGAAGAAUGAGACAGGCGCAACAAUCAGGUGCUUCCCUUUCGAGCAGCCCGGAGGAAUAAAAACAUGCUUGAUGACUGGAAAUCCAGCUGAGGAAGUUGCAAUAUUUGCAAAAUCUUACUAAAUCGAAAGCUUAGGUACACCAUUGUUUUAAACAGAAUCACACUCAUUUUAAGCCUUUGUUCAUCUUCCUUUUUGUUGGAUGCAAUUUUGUCAUAUGACUCGUAUCAAUAUCAAUUUUAGAUAGAUGUUUAAUUUUCUUAAAACUUUUGUAUAUGCUUCGCCCAACAAUCAUCAAAUUAUUCACAAGAGCUUGUAACAUUGUAUGACUUUUGCGAAUGGUAUUUAGAAGAUCAAGUUUCUGAUGAAAUCUACUUA
Molecule: messenger RNA, 2114 nt
Organism: Papaver somniferum (opium poppy)
Lineage: Eukaryota; Viridiplantae; Streptophyta; Magnoliopsida; Ranunculales; Papaveraceae
Product: proline--tRNA ligase, chloroplastic/mitochondrial-like
Exons: 12
Coding region: 196-1860 (554 amino acids)
Biological process (GO): prolyl-tRNA aminoacylation
Cellular component (GO): chloroplast stroma; cytoplasm; aminoacyl-tRNA synthetase multienzyme complex
Molecular function (GO): proline-tRNA ligase activity; ATP binding
Source: RefSeq, a predicted model, not a curated record